CUUGUUUUCGUAGGUAAAUAUGGGUUGUCGGAUAGAAUCCGGCCAUCACACCAUUUGGUAAUCGCCUCCGUUCGGGCCCAGAAAGUGAAACCUUCCUUCCCUCUUUUCCAAAGCAAAGAUCCCAAUCUUCCACUCACAAACACCAGCGACUCCAAUCUUCUUAGCAAGAAAGUAAGGUUACUUAGGAUCCCUGCAUAGCAGAUGGCAUUGAGGAACUUCUACAAUGAGAUCAAGGGACUGAAAGUAAAGGAACUGCCCAACCAUGUGAAGCCGAUGCUCUCCAUCAACUAUCUGAAGAGUGCAAUACAGAGAGGGCUGGACAACUAUCAUGCCAAGUACAUCCAAACCAGCUCCGUCGACCCACUCUUCCAUGUCUGUAUUGGUGGGAUGAUAUUCUCCUACCUGGUUACACUCCCUGAGGAACGACGCCACCUUGAGCACCAGCAGCAUGCUAAGGAGCACGGCCAUGGAGGUCACUGAUGAUCACUCAGUCAGUUAUUGCAGGUUCCCAUUUCUCGAGUGGGUGACAAUUGAAAUGACUACUGGUCUUCAGUUUUGAGAUCUUGAAAAUGUUAAGAGAUGCCGUCUUUUUAAUUGCUUUUUUCAGCGUGAAGCGAUACAAUAAAAUCUUCAUAAACACUGUGCACUGUACUUUUGUUUUGAGAUUGUCGAAUGAAUGCCUAUCAGGGGAAUUCAACUUUGUUCUUUUAUUUGUUUUGUUGCCGAGUCCUGUUGAGGGGACUAACAAUUGCCAAAGUUGUUAGAAACUUGUCAGUUUCAGCAACGAUAGGUUGCCAAGGUGACUGGUACGGCGCACCUGAUGAACGCAAAAAAUGAAGUAUGACCAAUUUGUAGGUUUAUCAUCUUUCCAAUUUUAUAAAGAGUCUGAAAUAUCUUGGAACUGUAUUUACUUGAA
Messenger RNA from Carya illinoinensis, 916 nucleotides. RefSeq lists its product as uncharacterized. NCBI's taxonomy places the organism in Eukaryota, Viridiplantae, Streptophyta, Magnoliopsida, Fagales, Juglandaceae. Bases 202 to 480 code for a protein of 92 amino acids. The record is from RefSeq and is a predicted model, not a curated record. The transcript has 3 exons.